AUGGACUUGACUCGACUGCGGGAUCGAUGGGUGGAGGCAGGGGAGGGAUCAGCAGCGGAAAUGCAGGCUAUACUGGUUCCCUAUGACACUGUGCAGUACGUGGUGACAGUGCGGCCCAGGAAGGUGCCAGACACAGGCUCACACAGCGGCAACAUGGCCAAUGGACCCAUCAGUAGUGCUUCUCGGAGAGGCACUGAGCGAGGGAGGAUCCGCAUUCUGAGCCAUCUCAUCUCAGAGCAUGGCUGGCUUACAAUGACCGCAGGGCGUGGAAUGGGAGUCACAGGGACAGAAGGUGUUGCUCCCAGCGGUGGCGCGUCAGAGGGACGCAGUGGCGUGCUGGCGGAUGGACAUAACGUUGCUGCUCACUGGCGGUCAGCGGGGCGUGCUGGCAGUGCGUCCCAGGAAGGAGCCGUGCGAGGACACAUCGACAGUGCGUCCCAGAGAGAUGUUGUGCGGUUUAGGAGUGAGGAUCCGCCUGCUCAGCUGUCUCAGUCGUUUGCUCACCACAGCAGUAUGGAUGUUAGAUUUUCGGACAAAGACACGAAGCUCCUGAAGACACAGCGAUUCUCAAAAAUAUUUGAUAAACCUGUGGAUAUGAAGAAAGUGAAGAAGGAAUUAAUAUACCCGUGGAUUGCUAGAAGAGUGACAGAGCUCCUUGGAGUUGAAGAUGAGGUUCUAAUCAAUUUCAUUUUUAGUCUACUCCAAGACGAGGUGGAUCCCAAACGCAUGCAGAUACAGCUGACAGGGUUCCUGGAGAAUCACACGACUACUUUCAUGAAGGAAUUGUGGAAAAUCCUCCGUAACGCUCAUCACAAUGAGCACGGGAUUCCGCAGAAACUUCUGGACGAAUUCGCCGAGGAGAAUGGAUUAAUUCCCACUGAGGUAGGAGAUGCGAGAAAAAAGGCAUUGGAAGCUGCUGCACGGCUCUCGUCAGAUAUCCUUGAGGAGUCUCAAAAGGAACGCGGGACGAAAGAAGACCACGAGGUUCCGACGAUCGACGGAGAUGCAGAAUUGCAAAGAAGCAACCGAAGCAAUCACUUCCACGCACAAGACGAAGACUGGAAAAGGAAGCGCUCUCACAGUGCAGUUGAGCGACGAGAUUUCAAUGCGCACAAGCGUAGAAGGUUCUCCAACCAUCAUGGAAAUCGUUACAAUCACGGCGAUCGAUUUCCACUCAAUAAUACCCUUCGAUUUGGUCGAUCUUCUGACUCUCACCAACAGCCUCAAUGGCAUCGCAACUUACGACGUAAUAGCUGCAACCCACGACAAUCAUGGUCGUCGGGGAAAGCAUACAAGAGGGAGGGAGCUGCAAGGUCCUUCCGAGGCAACAACUCUAACCGGACCGCCAGCAUGACAUCAUACCCACCUGGAUUCAACUGCUCGCGGAAUGGGACUGAUUCACUGGCUGAACUGAGUGUCAACAUUGAACGGCAAAAGACUUACCCUCCUGGAUUUGAGAAAAAAAUCAACUCUGAGCUCCACGACAUACAAGAUACACAGCAGCCCCAAUCACCACCCCCGGGAUUUCACUGUCGUCGAGAAUGGCGUUCUCAUAUCCAACUAAGGAGUUUCAAGAGGCCUUCCUCUCCUCAAUUCAGCCGGAAGAGCCAGCCUGAGGCGCGUCUGGUUUUUGAAGGGCCAUGCGACGAAGCUAAGCUCGCAGGACAGCCUCGGAGCACUGAGAAUACUGCUGUAGCUACUCGUGUCACUGCUCAGGUUGAAAACCAUCAGUGUGCUGCUGCGGCACAUCCUGCUGGUGGAUCUUUGCAGGACAUUGGAGGUGCAACUGCACAAGUUGCUGUUGACGGUGGAAGGUUUGUUGGUGCUAUAUCUCGAGAUGCUUGCAGUCCUCCACAAGCCUCUACUAAAGCCUUGGCUGCAGGAGCAUGUGGAGUAGAAGAUACAUCUCAUGGACAGGACAAGUUCUACAAAAGCCCGGACCAGCAAGACUCGAGUCGCCAGGUUGAAGACAUGGACAUUUCAUCUGAGGACGAGUCGUGUGUGAAAAAGAGCAUGAUGGAUUCAGCCGGCUCUGCAGGAGAGUGCGAGGGCAUGGAGACAAGGGACGAAAGGAAGGCAAGGAAGAUGGAGAGGCGGCGCCUCAAGGAAGAGAAGAGGGCUCGGAAGGAGGAGAGGCGGAAGAGGCGGGAGGAGAAGCGGCAACGAAAGGCAGAGAAGCAGGCUGCCAGGGAGGCGAGCAAGAAGGCGGAGAGCGGUGGAGAUCAUCCAGAUGACUGGGUGCCCCUCCCAAUCAUGGAACCAGAAGCAAUGAAGCAAGAUGCGGAGAUUCAAAUAUGUUCCCAGGAGUUUGAGGAGAGAGACAGAAGGUGGCUCGACACUGUGCUCCUGGAUGGACCUGCUGACAUUUCACAAACUGAGGAUCCUGAUUGGGUUUCCAUGCCGAAGUUGGCAGCAGCAGGCAAGACAGUGAUGGAAUCUCAGGAGUAUCACAAGACAAUUACUGGAGAUGAACAGAGGAAAGCAGACCUGGAGAGGGAUUUGAGGAUGAAGGUGAUGCAUUCUUUCCAAGCAAGGCGCCUGACAGUUGGAGAUGCUGGUUGCCAGUAG
Molecule: messenger RNA, 2568 nt
Organism: Closterium sp. NIES-65
Lineage: Eukaryota; Viridiplantae; Streptophyta; Zygnematophyceae; Desmidiales; Closteriaceae
Source: the annotation of a GenBank genome assembly